AACUCAAAACUUCGAACUUUUCCCUCAUUUGCCCUGUUCCGUGUUCCCCUUCACUUGUGUCUUUCUCUUUAUCCUCGUUCGGCUGGCUCCAUCUCGAUCUUUUGGACGAGGGAUUGUUGUGGUGGUUUCUUGAGAGAAAAGGAUUCAAGUAUACUCCCAUUUUUUGUUGCACCAGAGUCACAUAAUGGGCUCCCCGGAUUGCACAGGUGAACGGAGAAAGUCCGUUCGGCAGGUCAGAGUUACGAAGAAGAAAGCUGGAAGUGGUGGAACCAUUGAGGAAGAGAACGCGGUUCAUGGAGCCGGUAAUGACUCGCAAAUCGUCAAGCAGGAGGAACUUCCUCAACAAAUCACUCCCAAACCUUCGUACGGCUGGCAGAACCCCGCAGAACUCAACUAUUUUACUCCCAGGGACUGGAACGAUACUAAAAUCAUCCAUCAUUUAAUCGCCUACGCUUUCGACGUCCCUCCGAAGAGUCCGAAAAACGGUCAGCCUUUUUGUCAAAUAGUUAGUAUGGAUGGCACCAAGACGGUGCUACCACAUGGGUACAGGAUUCCUCUCAUGUUUCUCGCCCGAUUCCAGUGGUUAUCAUUGAAGUUGGUACUCUCAGCCGCGAAUAGGCAGCUGGAAUGGGAAGAGUACAAGUUUGGUAUUCUGCAUGUUUCGCGGUUGUGUAAACAGCUCUUAGAUUCGGCUCAGGCUGCUCUGGGCGCGAUUGAUUCCGAUUCUAAAACGGGAACGAAGGCGAAACCGAAGGGUGUGGAUAGGAAAUGGAGGUGUCCGACGUUUGAUAGAGCGUUGGUACGAUAUAGGCUUAAGUGGUUCAUAUCAAAGCCAGCCCAGGUUAAGGAAUUCUGGGCUGAGUAUGGGGAAGAUGAAUACGAUAAAGACGUCGUGGGCAUGGGGUGGCGUGGAUGGGCACUCAAAGGCCAUAAGGGAUUUUCGCUUACUGAAGGAGAGAUACAAAACGGCAUAUCUGCACAACAGCUCAUGCAGGGUUUGAAGGAUAGGAAUGGUCAGUGGUAUUGGGAGACCGAGGGUACACCCACAGUCGAGGGCAAUGAUGCUUGGACUUUGAGGCAUAAGGCAUUGGCGGCUAUUCCGAGUUUUGGUACCCCACCAAAUCCACCACCUGUCUCGUGCUUACCUCUCAUAUCAAGGAACUCUUCCAACGUCGCCGCCUUUCCCCCUUCCAAUCCACCUUUCAGGCCGCCCUCCACCGCAACUAUUUCCCCGAAAUCAGUGACGUAUCAACCUCAACAACCACCACAGAGUCCCUCAGUCUCAUCUCCAAAUUCGAAAUCAAAAAGCAAGGCCGCUCAGCAAGAUAUCUUACAGAUCAUGCAAGCAGCUGGUGUAGGGUUGCCACCUGGCACAUUCCCGAAAAGUGAUGUUAAAUCAUCCGGGACUUCGAUACCUGUUACCGCUCAGCUGGUAUCGGCAGGUCAUGGUGAUCCCAGAAAUACCCCAGUACGAAACAGGUUAGUCGGCGAUAAGCGGCCUGGGUCGCCGUUGGAAAAAGAGGGUCCGGCGAAACGGGCUCUGCGACCCUUAUUGGCUCGUGUCGACUCUUCUUCUACCGUCGUUUGCUCAGAGCCAUCAGACCCUGAGCCUCCUCCGUUCACACCUACAGUUUCGUUUAGGCCAAUCAAGCGGGAACCGUCGCUUGAUCCUGAUGUUGAGAUCCUUCAUUCGGCUCCCUCACGCUUCAAACGCCGCACGAGUGGGUGGAAUCUUCAGACGUCCGCGGCCUUGGAAGAUGGAAAUCAGAGUGGUAUGCCAAUGUCUCCGAGCUCGAACGCGUUUGCAAAUAUUACCAAAGGUGAAGCUGCGAGGUUGAUGAGAGCGAAUGAAAGAGAGCUACAGCCGAUGGUCCAGGAAUUGAACUUGCAGCGUAGUGGCCAAAGCGUUGUAAGUGAUGAUAGUGUGGCGGUCGAUAGUAAGUCUCCUACGGAGAAACCUCCGUCGUUACCUUCACCGUCGGGGAAUAGACCCCAAGCACCACCGAAUGCUGUUCUCCUCCCCCCAAGGCCUUCUGUUGCGAUUCCGUCGUUCUCACGUGUACCAUCGGCGACGUCGAGGCCGAUGGGUCCUGCGAUUAACUGUGCCAAGGCGUCUCCGAAUGGAAAUCAUUCACAACAAGUUCCUUCCCCAUCUCCGGCACAACCCAGUCCUCCUAUUGCUCCCAAUGCGAAAACUCUAGAUUACAUUCGGUCAUUGCAUACGCAAUGGCAAGAACAACAUCACGGGAAGGGAAACUCCGAUUCUGCGAUGCAAGUGUCAGGUGUGAACGGAGUCGCUGCUGCCGCCGAUACAUCAUCAUCCACAUCUGGUCCCUCGUCAAAUCAACGCGGCGUCGUCGUUGCGUCGACGCCGCAGAACCAGGGUGGAAAUCUGCCGUUGAUGAUGGAGGAUGUGGUGAAGAAGAUCACUGCGGAGAUGAAUGAUAUGAUGGAGGUCGUUCGGAAGGACAUUAGAAAUGUGAUAAGUGACGUGAUCAGAGGUGAGAUGGAGAAGAUCAAGGGUGAUAUUGGAGAUGUUAAGCGGGAGGUUCAGAAUGGUUUUACUGGGAUGGAGAGGGGAAUUCGGAGUUCUAUAGCAUCUCAUCUUGACGGGAUCGUCAGGUCGGCGACGAAGGAAGAGGUAAGCAGGGUAUUUGGGGAUGCGGGCACCAUAAAAGACCUACUCGCUAAGGCUGCGAGUAGGUCUACAGAUGGUGCCGUUGAUGAGUUCCGGAAGGAACUCGCUAAAUCUAGAGAAAGAGAGCAGCAGCGAGAUGCUGUUCUCCAGGAAAUGCGAAGUGAACUCGAGAGUAUACGGGAAGCUGUAUCAAGCGGUAACCAUAGUCGAGAGACGGUGACUCCUGUUACUGUUCCACGUCCUGCUGCUCCGGCGGAAACUUCAUCCCUACUGUUCGGUCAUCCAUUAGCCCAUCUCUGCGUUGAGAAGAUCGAAACAGAUGAGGUUGAAAACUCUAGCGAUAUGAUACCAGGUCUCUCAUACACUGACCAGGGAUCAUCUUCUCUACAAGGUCAACCUCGAAACGCCGAUCCUGCUUCUCCUCCUCCUCCUCCUCCUCCUUCUGGAAGCAGCCGCAGCUACAGUGGGACCCCGAUGUCGAUGAGUCCCGAUAUUGUGUUACUGGAACUUGAACCAACGGAACAGAAAUACACCAUACCUGAUCCGGAACCCAUUGAAUCUCCGGUCGUAUCACCACCACGACGUGCUUCGCCCAACCUUUACGAGGAUAUCAUCGACGUAAAGCCUAUUAUUAUUGAUGGGGAGGCGUUCUUGCCCAAUAAUGCGGGAGAACCUACACCGUUGACGGCGUUUCCGAGCCCGAUACCAGCGAGAUCGCAUCGGAAGUUUAGGAAGAUGGGUAUGAUGGGUGGUGGGGAAUGAUCGAUGAUCUUUACAAUGCACGCCAUUUUUUUUUUUGUGGGUUGUUUUUUUCAUUCCCCUGUUAUGUACUGGUAAAUGGCCGAUCGCGAGGGAUGUCGGUGUUGAAACGUUGAUGGCUGCGGUAUACUUAUGCAUAGUUUUUAUAGUUUAGGGAUUCUCAAAUAUUCUUCUUCUUCUUUUUUUUCCUAUUGCUAUACUUAUAUCGCUGCCGUACAUGUUCACCCCCCCCCCCC
This is a messenger RNA of Marasmius oreades (fairy-ring Marasmius), 3633 nucleotides long. RefSeq lists its product as uncharacterized. The coding region runs from base 185 to 3400 and encodes 1071 amino acids. Lineage: Eukaryota; Fungi; Basidiomycota; Agaricomycetes; Agaricales; Marasmiaceae. The record is from RefSeq and is a predicted model, not a curated record. The transcript is spliced from 5 exons.